CACGUUGGAUGAUGUUCGGAAAAACGAUGAUGAACUUGCCUAAUUGCACGCCCAACUGACGAAAUUGGGACAAAUUACAAAACAAGAUCAAUGGUGAAUGAAAUCUAACGGACCUAUUUUACCUCGAUUUUAUGCUAGACCAAAACUGCACAAACCAAACAUUCACUUACGACCAAUAGUUUCGUUUCCAGGAUCACAAACACAUAAUGUAUCCAAACAAUGUUUUAGGAAAUUAAAAUACCUAACAGAAUCAUGCGACUAUUCUAUCAAUUCGUCAAUCCAAUUUUUAGAGAAAAUCAAAAACAUUCAAGUAGAAGACCAUGAAAUAAUGGUGUCCUUUGAUGUCACAGCAUUAUAUACCUCACUGAGUCCAAAACUAGCAACAGAAACUAUGCAAAAAUUACUCUAUAGUGAUGAAAACAUAAAAAUGCAAUGUCCAACCUAGAUAAAACUCAUAGAAUUAUGUCUUACAACAUACUUCCAAUCUAAUGGUGAAAUAUACGAACAGAUAAAAGGAACACUAAUGUGAUCGUCGCCCAUAUCAGGAUUAAUAGCUGAAGCCAUCAUGCAAAGAUUAGAAUUAAUAGCUCUACCCAACCUAUAGUUAAACCGAAAUUCUGAGUAGGUUACGUUGAUGAUACAUUCGUAUUAAACAAAAGAAAUGGGAUUUAGAAUAUACCCACAAAUUAAUAAGCAACAUAUUUGAAGACAAUAAAUUCACCACAUGAGAAGAAAAAUUCGACAAUAAAAUCCCAUUUUUAGAUGUCCUAAUUAGGAGAACCAACACAAGAAAUUCAG
Molecule: messenger RNA, 798 nt
Organism: Trichobilharzia regenti
Lineage: Eukaryota; Metazoa; Platyhelminthes; Trematoda; Strigeidida; Schistosomatidae
Source: the annotation of a GenBank genome assembly